AUGCGCAUGAGCCGAUUGUUCAGCCAGACGCUGCGAGACGUGCCCGGCGAAGCCGAGCUGCCGAGUCAUCAACUGCUGCUCAAGGCCGGUCUGGUGCGGCCCCUGUCGGCGGGCAGCUACAGCUACCUGCCCCUGGCACGGCGGGCGCUGACGAAGAUUGAGGACAUCAUCCGCGAGGAGAUGGACGCCAUCGGCGGCCAGGAGAUCACCAUGCCGGUGGUGCACCCGGCGUCGCUGUGGCAGGAGACGGGGCUGUGGUAUCAGGUCGGGCCGGAGAUGGCGCGCUUCAAGGACCGCGCCGAGCGCGACAUGGUACUGGCUAUGACGCACGAAGAGGUGAUCGCCGACCUGGUGCGGCAGGAGGUGCGCUCGUACCGGCAGUUGCCGUGCCUGCUGUACCAGAUCCAGACGAAGUACCGCGACGAGCCGCGGGCGCGCGGCGGGCUGAUCCGCGUGCGCGAGUUCACCAUGAAGGACAGCUACAGCCUGGACGCCGACUGGAAGGGCCUCGAUGCUCAGUACCGGGCGCAUUACCAAGCGUAUUUCAACAUCUUCCAGCGCUGCCAUGUGCCGGUGAUUGCGGUGCGUUCCGACGUCGGCAUGAUGGGCGGCCAGAUGGCGCACGAGUAUAUGUACCUGAACCCCAUCGGCGAGGACACCCUGGUGCUGUGCAACGGCUGUGGCUACGCCGCGAAUCGCCAAGUGGCGGCGGCACGGCUGCCGGCGGCCGAAGCGGAGGCGCCGUUGCCGAGUGAGCCGGUGGCAACGCCGGAUACACCGACAAUCGAGGCGCUGGCCGAGCUUUUGCGAGUGCCGACGGCGCGCACGGCCAAGGCCGUGUUCUUCAUGGCCACCAUUGCCGGCGGCGGAGGCGAGGCAGACCGCGAGCGCUUCGUGUUUGCCGUGGUGCGCGGCGACAGCGAGUUGAACGAGACGAAGCUCGCCAACGCCAUCGGCGCCCGCGACCUGCGGCCGGCGCGCGGGGAGGAGAUUCGCGCCGUCGGAGCCGAACCGGGGUACGCCUCGCCGGUCGGGCUGCGGGCGGACGAUCUGCUGUUGGUAGUGGACGAAAUAAUCCCCCAGUCGCCCAAUUUGGUCGCCGGCGCCAACAAGCCCGGUUAUCACCUGCGGAACACGAACUAUGGGCGCGAUUACACCGCGGCGCACGUGGCGGACCUCGUGCUGGCGCGCGGCGGCGACGCCUGCGCGCAGUGCAGCGGGACGCUGCGCACCUCGCGCGGUGUCGAAGUCGGCAACAUCUUCAAGCUGGGCACGCGCUACACCGAGGCGCUGGGGGCCGUGUUCCUGGACAGCGACGGCACCAGCAAGCCGGUCAUCAUGGGCUCCUACGGCAUCGGCAGCGGACGGCUGCUGUCCUGCGUCAUCGAGGAGCACCACGACGAGCGUGGCAUCCGCUUUCCGGUCAGUAUUGCGCCCUACCACGUCUCAUGCGUCGCGCUGUUGCAGCGGGCGCCGGAAGUCGCCGAGGCAGCCGAUCGCCUGUACCAAGAGGCAUGGUCGCAGGGUGUGGAAAUGCUAUUGGACGACCGCGACGCCACCCCCGGCGUGAAGUUCAACGACGCCGACCUGAUCGGCCUGCCGCUGCGGCUCACCCUCGGAGCGCGCUCGCUGCGCCAGGGCGGCGCGGAACUGAAAUCGCGCGACAGCGAGGAGAGCCGCAUCGUGCCGCUGGACGAAGUGGUGCCGACGCUGCGGGCCGAAGUGGAUCGCCUGCUGGCGGAAAGCCGGGGGAGGGUAACAGCGGUGCCGUAUGCAGACUAA
This is a messenger RNA of Geodia barretti, 1782 nucleotides long. The record is from the annotation of a GenBank genome assembly. Lineage: Eukaryota; Metazoa; Porifera; Demospongiae; Tetractinellida; Geodiidae.